UAAAACGAGACAAAAUAACAACAUUGUCUUUGCGAAAUAAUUUUAACACUUUAUAUUUGUUAUUUCCUUUACAAACUAAUUUUUGAGUUCUCGGAAAUGCUAUCGAAGUUCGUUAACAUUAAAUAUUUAAGGUCUACAAAGGAUUUUAUGAUUGGUUGGCGCAAUACACGGCCCAAAAGCAUAUUCAAGGUUCUUACCGAGGCAAGAUCAAGUGCCGUCAUCAGUAAGUUACACCAAAAGGACCCUUGUGUGGCGGCCGGCGGUGGUUUCAAAAGUAGACACGACAUUAAAUACCAACCUUAUGAGGCACCGUGCCCUGAAGACCAUGAUGCUAAGAAUAUGAGGCUGAAAAGACCGAUGUCGCCGCACUUAACUAUAUACGGGCCUACCUUGACAGCUAUGACGUCUAUUGCUCAGCGAAUUUCCGGAAUCAUGCUUGUCGGGUACUACAGUCUUCUAGCUGCCGGCGCCCUAUUACUGACUGAUGGCAUCGACACAUACAUCUCGCUGAUACAAGGGCUGAAUCUCUCUGAAACAAUGGUCAUAUGCAUCAAGUUUAUCAUCGCGUUCACAUUCUGGUAUCAUUACAUGAACGGCUUGCGUUUCUGCAUUUGGAAUUUAGCUAAAAUGCUCGACUUGAAGACCGUUUACUUAACUGGUUAUCUUGCCCUCGGGGCGGCCAUUGCUACCAGCGCGGCGUUAGCGGUAAUGACAUAACCUAGGUCCAACUCUACAACGGAUUAGGUUUCUAAUCUAUUUAUGAUGGUCACUAGUACACUAGAACGAUUGUUGUAAAGAAUAGGCGUUGAUACUACGAUACUUCAAAAUUUAAUAUGACAAGGUUUUGAAUUGAGUUCUUAUAGUUGAUAUUAAAUUCUUUAUACCGAUUUUAA
This is a messenger RNA of Plutella xylostella (diamondback moth), 893 nucleotides long. The record is from RefSeq and is a predicted model, not a curated record. Lineage: Eukaryota; Metazoa; Arthropoda; Insecta; Lepidoptera; Plutellidae.